Messenger RNA from Mus caroli (Ryukyu mouse), 166 nucleotides. RefSeq names its product large ribosomal subunit protein eL39-like. Gene Ontology annotation, molecular function: structural constituent of ribosome. The record is from RefSeq and is a predicted model, not a curated record. Gene Ontology annotation, cellular component: ribosome; cytosolic large ribosomal subunit. Lineage: Eukaryota; Metazoa; Chordata; Mammalia; Rodentia; Muridae. Gene Ontology annotation, biological process: translation.
AUGUCUUCUCACAAGACUUUCCAAAUCAAGCGAUUCCUGGCCAAGAAACAAAAGCAAAAUCGUCCUAUUCCUCAGUGGAUCUGGAUGAAAACUGGUAACAAAAUCAGGUACAACUCUAAGAGAAGACACUGGAGGAGAACGAAGGUGGGUCUGUAAGGAUUCACAC